This is a messenger RNA of Chara braunii, 2935 nucleotides long. The record is from the annotation of a GenBank genome assembly. Lineage: Eukaryota; Viridiplantae; Streptophyta; Charophyceae; Charales; Characeae.
CACGUCUGCAAUUCAACAGUUUCAUGUGUGCAUCAACUGAGCAGCUUGCCAAUGUGCAAAAUGAGAAGGAAUCUUCUGCAAGAAUAUAGGAAGAUACACCGCGAUGGACAGAUACAUUGAAAAGAAACACCGGUCUGAGUAUGGACUACGGAGUUGUCAGAUGCAAAUGUCGCCUGCCACGUCAGCAGCGCCACGUCACAGUGCCAGAUCAGCAGUGCCACGUCAGCAGUGCCACAUCACAGUGCCAGGUCACAGUGCCACGUCAGCAGUGCCACGUCACAGUGCCAGAUCAGCAGUGCCACAUCAGCAGUGCCAGGUCACAGUGCCACGUCAGACUCAGUGCCACAUCAGCAGUGACGUCAGACAGUGCCACGUAAGCAGUGCCACAUCAGCAGUGCCACGUCAGACACUGCCACGUAAGCAGUGCCACGUAAGCAGUGCCACAUCAGCAGUGCCACGUAAGACACAGUGCCACGUCGGACUAAAUGCCACGUCAGCAGUGCCACAUCAGCAACAUGGCCUGCCAGGCCAACUGGCCAAUGAGCCCAUUGCCGACUACAAAAAGCGUGUCCAUGCUCAGCUCGCUGCAAUCGAGGCUGAGGAACAACGCCAGCUGGCAGUCAAGGCUGCCCAGCGACAAGCUGAUGAAGCGGCAACAGCAGAGAAGCUGCGGCUACAGGCCGAAGCAGACGCAGAUGCCCAGGCUCGCCGCAAGGAAGCCCAGGCUCUGCUGCAGCGGCAUGAAGCCAGCAGCAUCGAGAAACUCAAGUACUGGCAUUUUGAACCAAACGGCGACGAGCCAACACCGGAAGAACAGCAUAAGGAGUUCACGGCCAAGCUCGUGAGCAGGUUGGUUUACACAUGUAACCACCUACAGUCCGAGCUGGCAAACCUCCAGCGGGCCGUGCGGAACCAAAAGACUCAACACGAGGAUGCCACAYGGGCACUGGACGCYCGUGUACAUGACUUGGAACAAGUUCCACCAAGACAAGAUGCUGGAGCUUCCAGCAGUGCAUCCUCUAGCCGCCAACUGGAGGAACGCGUUGACCACGUAGUGGCAAUGCUUGGCGACAUCAGCACCUUUGCUGCGCCAACCACCGUCAGCAGUCAGCUGCAUACCUUGAAGACCGAGUUCCAGCAACCGCAGUCGACGAACGCGGAUGAUAAUCCGAAGAUGUACAAGAUGCCAACUUUCCAACUGGACAAGUUCAACGACUACACACAGCAGGAUCCGGUCCUCUGGUGGGAGGCAUUCACAACGCAACUCAGGAUUCUGCUUGUCACCAAGCAUGCGUACAUCGGCACCCUGUUCCUGAACUCAAGCAGGAUGCCAGACCUGGUUGAGCCACCUGGCAACCUCUCAUGGCUACCAGCUCCGUUGAUGGACGCCGGAGCAGAGGUUGUCGACCUUCACGCUUACAUCGCGAAGAUCGAACGUGAGUUCAAGACGCAACGGUACGACGACAUCGAUGCACCAUUGCUAUACAUACGCAUUCAGAUCGGAGAGGCGACCUGCAGUGCGUUGAUCGAUUGCAGAGCGUCUCGCAACUACAUCAGCCAGGACUUCAUGGUGCGCGUCGGCCUUGGCCCACGCGUCCGGAGGAAGUCCCAGCCUACGCAAGUCACGUUGGCGGACGGUCACACGCACAAGUCAGUCGACCGGUGCAUUGACAACGUCCCAGUGUACUUUGCCCCUCACGCAAGUGAGGCGGUGUCCUUUGACAUUCUGGACACCAAAUUUGACAUGAUCUUGGGCAUGUCAUGGCUGCGAAGCGAGGAUCACCCGGUGAACUUCUUCCACCGCACAGUUCACAUUCAUGAUCGGAACGGAGUACUAGUUCCAUGCACGGUGCCUCUUCCUCAUCCUUCGAUCAGCUGCCACGUGGUAUCCGCCGCAAGCAUGCGAGCUUCCAUCAUCAGAGACGGCAUCGAGGAGAUGGGGGUGUGUUUUCUCCACACCCUCCCACCCCAUGACGCUUCAUUGACGGACUCACCUUCGGAUCCACGCAUCACCGAACUUCUCGACGCCUACAGCGACGUGUUCGAAGGCCCGCACGGAGUAGUACCGGAUCGACCCAUCCGUCACGAGAUCAUCCUCGAGGACGGGGCCGUACCUCCGCGCGGUUGCAUCUACCGAAUGAGCGAGGAAGAGUUAAGUGUGCUCCGCGCACAACUCGACGACCUUCUAGAGAAAGGCUGGAUUCGGCCUAGCUCAUCGCCAUACGGUGCUCCUGUUCUCUUCGUCCGGAAGAAGAACAAGGACCUGCGGUUGUGCAUCGAUUAUCGCAAGCUCAACGCGCAGAUGAUCAGGAACGCCGGCCCUCUCCCACGCAUCGGCGGCGCCCAAUUCUUCUCUAAGAUGGAUCUCAAGUCAGGGUACCACCAACUCGAGAUUCGCAAGGAGGAUCGCUACAAGACCGCGUUCAAGACACGGUAUGGGCAUUUCGAAUGGCUGGUCAUGCCGUUUGGCCUUACGAAUGCCCCAGCCACUUUCCAAGCGGCUAUGACAACGGAGUUCCGACACAUGCUGGAUCGGUUUGUACUCAUCUACCUCGACAACAUCUUGGUGUAUAGUCGGAGUUUGGACGAGCAUGUGGAGCACUUGCGCACCGUUUUGGAGCGGCUACGACAAGCCAAGUACAAAGCAAACCGCGACACAUGCGAGUUCGCACAGCAGGWGCUGGAGUACUUGGGACACUAUGUGACGCCGCAAGGCAUCCGUCCGCUCGCGGACAAGAUCGAGGCCCUACGAGUAUGGCCCAAGCCCACCAACACCACGGACGUUCGUUCAUUCAUGGGAUUGGCAGGCUAUAUUAUCAGCGAUUCAUCAUCGGAUACUCCAGGAUUGCUGCACCUAUGACGAGGUUACAUCGCCAAAGGUGCAUUCGUAUUCGAUGACGACGCACGCCGGUCAUUCCAAGCACUUAAGACGGCU